Messenger RNA from Hydatigera taeniaeformis, 1044 nucleotides. The record is from the annotation of a GenBank genome assembly. NCBI's taxonomy places the organism in Eukaryota, Metazoa, Platyhelminthes, Cestoda, Cyclophyllidea, Taeniidae.
AUGCAGACUGAUUUAUCACCGCGUUGGAUGGAAUACAUCCAUGAUGAGGGUGUGGUGAAUCUACACAGUGUGGAGGGAAGCCAAAGUGCGAUGGAAGUGCGAACGCAACAUACCAGUGAUGAAUACUACGUGGACUGGGGUGCGGACGUGCCGGUGGUGCAUCAUGGCGCGCCAUUGGGUCAUAGCAGCGCGACGCUCGGAGGCACUGCCGACUUCUGGCGCCCCGUGGCAUCCGAGUUCUGGCACCAGGCUGUGUGCAUGCGACCAGCGCUGCGUGUUCACGUGCGUCUCCGCUUCCUCUACCCCCGUGCAUCAUCUGAUCUCUGCGUCCUCGCUCUUCCCGCUCUCCCUGCGCCUCUUGUCUCCAUCGUCUGUAUCUUCGGAUCUGGCGACCAGACUGCAACAUAUAGGCUCUUUGAACGCUCUAUCCCUUCUAUCACUCAGUAUGCUGGUACCCUCACCGACAUUGUCAUUCUUACUGAGUUGGACCUUGGAGCAGUGGAAGCUGAGGAGAGGGAGAAAGAGCAGAUAGCUCGUUUAAAUGGAAGGCGUCUCUGCUUCAGCUAUCAAAGCCGCCAAAAAGGUCCUCAAAUCACCACGACGCAGGACAUUUUACCGCAGCCGCUAGACGAUCAGUUACUACGCCUCCUCUCUGCCUGUCCAAACGUCUCCUCUCUGAGCAUUGGAGGACGGCUCCUUAAUAUUCAUCUCACCACAGCCAGCCAAAUCUGUCGACUCCUUGUAAAGGCGGCUCGCACCAAACCGAGGAGUGGCGGAAGCGCAAAGAAACCCCCGCCUCCUGUGUUGCGUGUCGACGUAGGGUCGAUACGCCUUAGCGGUCCCAUUCCACAGUCUGCAACUGAGCGUGACUCCAAUGUGUUUCUCGAGCUGAUGCGCGACUGUCGGGGCAAGGAAGUGGAGACACUUGUAGCGAAGGAGCGCGCAGCCGAAUGUCUGAUUGCUGCCGCCCUCGGCAGUCCGCGGUGGCAAUUCAUGGAGACCGAUGAGUUUCGGCGUCAUGUUUUAAACUACCCUGCUGCCUAG